UGCGCCCGCGCACGCAGGCGGGUCGCGCAGACCGUUGUACGUUUUGAAAACAAACCGUUCAUUUGUUAUUCGAAAAAUCUAUCACAAAACGAUCAAACAGUACGUAGAAUUCGCAAACAACGCAACGAGUAUUGGAACUUGAAGGAACAUUGUCGGUGGGCAGGUUUUGGUGAAACAGUAUCGUUAUACUACUUUGUAUGUGAUUAAUUGAAGAUGUAGUGGGUGAUGUGCUAGAACUGUGUUCAUUUGUUUGUUGUUUUUAUAUGGACUACCUACCUUGAAACACGAUGAAGCCAUUUGUAGAACUUAUUAUGUAUUAUACCAUUAGUUACAAUGGCCACAUGUGUUCAGUUUCCAACGAAUCCUACCUCAGAUAUGUCUGUAGAUGAUAGAAGCUUGCAAAAGGGAAACAAAACUCUAGAACAGUCUGAUGAAAGUGGCCAUGAAAUUGAGACAGAUAUCGAAGAAAAAGAUAAAAAGUUCUUAGAUGACGCAAUGAGAACUGUUUUGGAUCCAAAUUCAGUAAUAACAAAGAAUACUGAUUUUGUUGAUACUUUUAAACAACAACUAGACGCAUUGGAUAAAGAAAAUAUUACAUUGGAAACAUUUAUGGAAAAAAUGGAUAAAUUAAGUUUAGAUGUAUGUAAAACAUCUCAAGAAUCAUUAUGGGCAUAUGUUACUGAUAUCAAUAAUGAAAUUAAAAAGAAUAGAAUGGUUCGUAUUGCUGCAGAAGAAGAUGAAAUUAAGAAACAGUACUGGAAUAUUAUAAAGAAAAAAUAUUUAGAUAAAAUACAACUCACAAAUGAUUCAAAAUUAAAAAGAAAAUUAAGAAUUAUAAAAGAAAGAGGUACUAAUGUUCAAAUGCCUCAAAGUAAGCAACGUGAAGAAAUUGAUAUGAUGCAGCGUAUCUGGAGUCGAGUGACAGUGUGUGCAUAUAACGCCACAACAUGUAACACAGAUGAAUCUGUCAAAACUAUGAGUGAUGUUAUAUCAAUUUUCAAAACUAGUAAUGACACAAAAGAGCUAUCGUAUUAUUGGAAAGCAUAUCGUGAUACAACUGGAAAGAAAAUCAGACCAGUGUUCAAAGAUUAUGUAACAAGAAUGAACAGAGUAGCUGAAUUAGAAAACUUCACUGAUGCUGGGGACAUGUGGAGAUAUGCUUUUGAAGAUGACAAUUUUGUGCAGACAGUUGAUAGAAUAUGGCAUGAAAUUAAACCUUUUUACGAUCAACUACACAAUUAUGUUAGAGCUAAAUUACAACAGUAUUACACAAAAGAUAUGCAAAACGACAGCACUAUUCCAGCUCAUAUAUUAGGUAACUUGUGGGCCCAAGAGUGGCAAGCUAUAUACCCGAAAGUUGCUGCAUAUCCAAAUCAUAUGGUACCUAAAUUAUUGACAAAUGUGAAUAUGCAUUCUAAAGAUCUAUUUGAUACAGUUGACAAGUUUCAUCAAUCUUUGGGAUUCGAAAGUGCUAAUGACUCCUAUAAAAACAUUAGAGACACAAUGACCACUGCGAACUGUUUGCCUUCAAGUCACGAUAUGUGUGACGGAGUUAACUAUAAGAUAAAAUGGUGCGGAGAGAAGGUUACUGAUGUAGUGGUUGGUUUAUCGCGAGCAGCUAGACUUUUAGGUCAUGUUCAAUAUUUCAAGCAUUAUAGGCGUUUACCUCCGCUAUAUAGAGAUGGACCUAAUCCAGCGUUUCAUGAUGCAGUAUCAGAUAUUGUCGCUGUACAAUUGAGUGCACCUGAAAAUCUAAAAAAAAUGGGUUUAGUCAAUGAGACUGGACCAGAAGUUACCGUGAAUCAUCUACUUUGGCUUGCUUUAGAGAAGUUUCCAUUGAUGGCAUACGCUUAUGUAUUGGACAAAUGGCGUUGGGAUGUGUUCGGCAAUAAUUCUUUGGAGAACUGGAAUCAACAUUGGUGGGACCUGAGAAUCAACGAAACUGGCGUAUCAUCUCCCGUUCCUAGAAAUGAAAGUGAUUUAGAUCCAGCAGCUAAAUACCAUGUAGUAUCUCAUGUUCAGUAUAUUACUUACUUGAUCUCUCAUGUAUUGGAAUUUCAAAUUAUGUCGUCACUUUGCAAGCAAGCUAAUCAUACAGGACCAUUGCACGAAUGUUCCAUACGCGGUGUAAAGGAAGCGGGAAAAUUACUCAGUGAUGGAAUGGCAUUGGGAGCAAGUGAAGAUUGGAGGACAGUGCUAAAGACGAUGACUGGUGAAACCGAGUUAUCUACAAAAGGAAUACUGGAAUAUUUCUCGCCCCUUGAACUAUUUCUUAAAGAAGCGAAUUCAAAGUUUACUCAAGAGCCGAAGGAUAUGGAUCAAAGUGCACCUAUUAUUGUUGGUCUUAUAGUUUUGUUGUUAACGCUCUUAAUAGUAGUUCUUUACUGUUUGAAAAAAUAUAGAGCAGGUGGUGGAAUAUUGUCCGUGUGUGGAUUAAGUAAAAAUGGUUCCUUAGAUAUUGUAACGAACGAAAUACCUCAAGGCAAACACAACGAAGUAGAUGGUAUUCACGAAGAGAAAGUUUGAUUUUGGUACUAUAAUAUAUAUAAUAUAAUCAUUAUCAAAAUGUUACCUAUAGAUGAAUCAAAUUAUGGAAUAUUUUGCUACCAAAUGUACAAUUGAAUCGAAUUGAAUUUAAAUCCGUCGAAGUUGUUUACUUGAAUCCCCAGUGAAAGAGUAUUCCGUGAAUUUUUAAUUAGAAAUAUGCACCCCUAAAAUAUGUAACAUUAAAUUUUCUAAAUCUACAUUUAUAUAAGUAGAUACAAUGACACAUGACUUGAAAUAAUUUGAUAUAAAGUUGAAACAAAAUCUAAGGAAAGAUUAGGUUUCACUGUGACAAAAUGAAUGUUCAGAACUCAAUACUUACCUACUUUAUAAUUUUGAAUUUAAAGCCACUUACCUCGUGACUACUUAGCCUUAGCCUUAGUUUUGAAUUGUUGUUAUAAGAAACCAAAUAACAUGAUAUUUUUGUCAAAAUCAAUACAACUAUUUAUUUACAACAAAGGUGAAAAAUAUGCAUUAAUAAAACAUCUUUAUGUAUAUUUACCACAGAGCAAAAGUCGAUAUACAGUCGUAUUUUUUAAUAUCCGGCUAUCAAAGAUGUACAAGUAAACAUAAGUAUGUACAUACAUAUGGAGGUUCUUCUUUGUUUUUUGUAGAAGAUGGUAUAUCGUAUCGUUGGUGUACAUUUCUAAUAAAUAACUUUUGGAACUUUGGAAUUAAAAGCGAUGAGUAUAUCUUAUUACGAUGUAUAUUUAAGUAUCUAUAUCACAUUU
Molecule: messenger RNA, 3275 nt
Organism: Achroia grisella
Lineage: Eukaryota; Metazoa; Arthropoda; Insecta; Lepidoptera; Pyralidae
Product: angiotensin-converting enzyme-like
Exons: 11
Coding region: 334-2526 (730 amino acids)
Biological process (GO): proteolysis
Cellular component (GO): plasma membrane
Molecular function (GO): metallopeptidase activity; peptidyl-dipeptidase activity
Source: RefSeq, a predicted model, not a curated record